This is a messenger RNA of Pteropus alecto (black flying fox), 1096 nucleotides long. It is a transcript of the gene PCP4L1, whose product is annotated as Purkinje cell protein 4 like 1. NCBI's taxonomy places the organism in Eukaryota, Metazoa, Chordata, Mammalia, Chiroptera, Pteropodidae. The record is from RefSeq and is a predicted model, not a curated record. The transcript has 2 exons. The annotation marks the transcript as partial.
UUCUUCCAGCUUAACACCAAAACGUCCCCAGCGACCAACCAGGCACCUGGCCCAGAGGAAAAGGGGAAAGCCGGGGAUGCCAAGAAGGCAGAGGAGGAGGAGGAGAUUGACAUCGACCUGACGGCGCCGGAGACGGAGAAGGCUGCCCUUGCCAUUCAGGGCAAGUUUCGGAGGUUCCAGAAGAGGAAAAAGGAGCCCAGCCCCUGAGAAACGAGCCUUGCCCUCCGCUCCUCUCCACAGCUCUGAUGCCCACGUGUCUGUGUCUCUGUCCCUCAGCCUCUCCUUAAGACUCGUUCGACCCUUGCGCAUUAUUUUCCAUGGCCCCCCUAAGCCAUCACAGCAGUAGAGGCACCGGGAACACAGGGGAGAUGAAGAAUUCGGCCAGUAGCUGCUCUCCAGCGGCUUCUCCUGGGGAUAAGCCUCCCUGGCCAGUACAUUCGCUGCCCAAUGAGGUCGAGGAGCAGGAGGCUUCGGGGCUGACAGGCGGACCUCUGACAGGGCAGGAGGGAGGCAACGCCUUCCGGAUAGGGUGCCCGAGGGUGGGGCAUACGCACUCUCUGCCCACCGCUCACGACAGUCACACUCUAGGGGACUGUUCCCCUUCACGUCCACCACCUUCCGUCCUCUGGGCGGAGCCACAGUGGGGGCUAGAGACUCCUGCCCCUGGCAGACCUAAAUUGAGUAGCUCCCAUGUUAGUGCAUGCUGAGCAGGGUAGUCAAGGAAGGGGCUGGGGCCAGUAGAGGCAGCGGGAACGCGCCUUCCUCACCCAGGCUCGGACUGGGAGGGGCAGAGGAGAAGAGGGUGAAGGGGCCACAGGCAGAGAAACGGGGGCUCUGGUAGAUUUGGGGAGGGGAGACGAGCGAAGAGGGGAGCGCUCUAAAGACACAAGUUACUGCUGGUGCAGAUGUGCUCUGCGAAGGGUUCCUGGGGCUUUGCCAACCCUUGUACCUCUAACCCCCACAGAGGCCGCACAAACCAGCGACCCCGUAGCUCCCGCCCGCCCCUGUGCACUCCAGACACCAGUGGAGCAGGCGCUCUGUAACUGUAGCAUGUUUCAUAUAUAUUAGCCCCUCGAGUGGGGUCAUUGAACCUCGA